Messenger RNA from Brassica napus (rape), 1796 nucleotides. RefSeq lists its product as uncharacterized. The record is from RefSeq and is a predicted model, not a curated record. The transcript has a single exon. Bases 1308 to 1775 code for a protein of 155 amino acids. Lineage: Eukaryota; Viridiplantae; Streptophyta; Magnoliopsida; Brassicales; Brassicaceae.
UUUCCUUCUUGUGAUCUAUUUUUGUGAACAAAAACUUGAAAAUUGUCUAUUUCGGAAAAUUGCCCGAUUAACUUUAUGGUUUAAAUAUAACGAGAGCAUUUUUUUCUUAAUCUUAAAUAUAUCACAUUAUUAUUCCAUCUCAAUAGUAGAGCUGGUCCAUAUUUUGUUGAGACCACAAGCCAAAAACAAUAAUGUGUCUGGUUAGGUUUGAACCAUUCAUGUCUUACAGAAUUUAGAGAAAUUUGACUACUAGACUAAAGUCACUUUUGUCAAAUUUUUGGCCGAUAUUAUAUUUAAUAUAUGAAAGCCCGAAUUCCAUGCUUCAUUGGCUUCCAAUCGCCUUUGUUUCUCCUAAACUUCGAAGUAACACACAACAAAUACAGUUUUGAAGGUGGAAAGUACCCUUUUCGGUUCACAUAAUUUUUAGAUCAAUGUCUCGACACCAAAAACCCUUACUUCUCCGUAGCCAUGCACCAUUUUGAUCAAAUAUCUUGCAAGCACUCAUACUCUCCACUGAAUCAUGAAAUGAUGGAGCUUUAUGAAUCAUGAAAGUGGGACGCCUAUAUUAGGGAGGAGGUGAAAGGGGAGAGUAACUCCGAGUGAAUUGGGAGGCGAUAGAAAACAAUAGGGGCCAAUGGUGGUUUCUGAAGAUAUGUGAAACGGUCCAUAUUUCAUAAUAAAAGGCCAAUAUUUGUUUACGGUCCAUUGGUUAACUGAAAAUGGAUUAGACAACGGUGACGUGACAUGCCUCACCACUCACCAUAGUCCCCUUUUCCUUCAGUCAAGUCACAGAGUAUCAUAUUCUCUAUAAUACUCUUCGCUUUUCUGUUGAUUAAUCGUAUAUAUUGAACAUGCUGUGUGAAACACCGUUUUAUUCACACUUAACACUAUGCAGUUGGUCAUUCUUAUUAAGAAUAAAGGUUUGAUUUGUAUUUGAUAAUAAAAAAAUGGGUUUGAUUUGUCAUUAUACAUAUUACACACCAAAUGUCGCAGCACAUCUUUCCAAAAAAUAAAAAUAAACUAAUGAUGACAUCACUGAAAUCUUUUUUAUCUCUCUCUAAUUGCAACAAUCACAGAACAGGUACCAAACCGAGAUUGUCUCUAAUAAAUGUUAGAGUCUCUUAAUUCUAAUGGUAACCGUAAUCACUUAUUAAUCACCUUUCAAUUCUUAAACGUACGUAGUGAUUGUUGUUAAUGCUCAAAAUUUGAGAAACUGAAGCCAGAUAAUAUAAAUAGAGACACAUAAACUUCCAAAGAAGAUAUAUAUUUACAUUCUAUAACACAUCUUUUCCACAUAAUAAAAACUCAUGGACACUCUUAUAAUGGUAUCGAUCAUGACCCUAGUGCUCUUUGUUAGCUCUGGAUCCGCACGUGCCGCCACUCUUAUCGUAUCCAACCAGAUGCAGAGACGUGCUAAUGUUCCCGUCUUCGUGACGUGCCAGGGCUCAAUUCCUAGGAUGUCUAAACCCAUACCUUUGGGUCAAGUCUCGUUGAUAAAGAUCCCAACCACUAGCGGAAAAAAUGCGACUGAUGAUAUCCCACCCACCGCUGAAAAAAACGAUAAACCGGCGAGACCUAGAGUGUCGCAGCGGACGUCUUGCGAAGGAACGUUUUGGGGUGAAGCACAAUUCGUGCCCUCUUUGAGGAUGUACCGUUUGUACGAUUCGGACACUGAUUCUGCGGUGCGUUUCGUUGUUGCAAAAGAUGAUGGGUUUUACUGUUGGAACAAUGACAAGAAUUAUUGGCACAAGUGUCCUAUGAUCAUUUUCAUCUAAUUGCUCCAAAUUUACGUUUCA